Heterobasidion irregulare TC 32-1 is the source of this 2395-nucleotide messenger RNA. RefSeq lists its product as uncharacterized. Gene Ontology annotation, molecular function: saccharopine dehydrogenase activity. The record is from RefSeq and is a predicted model, not a curated record. Bases 19 to 2286 code for a protein of 755 amino acids. The transcript has 8 exons. NCBI's taxonomy places the organism in Eukaryota, Fungi, Basidiomycota, Agaricomycetes, Russulales, Bondarzewiaceae. Gene Ontology annotation, cellular component: cytoplasm.
CUCCUUUGCUCCUUCAAAAUGGCCCCGCUCUCGCAUCCGUCGAUCAGAGAUGGCUGGUUCCGCGAGAUCUCCUCUCAAUGGCCUGGCCAGGCCAUGACCCUGAAGGUCAACAAAAUUCUCCACGUUGAGAAAUCACUCUAUCAAGAUGUCCUCGUUUUCGAGUCGGAAACUUAUGGCAAUGUUCUAAUCCUUGACGGCGUCAUUCAAUGUACCGAACGCGACGAAUUUUCCUAUCAGGAGAUGAUCGCCCAUCUUCCUCUUGCUAGUCACCCGAACCCGAAGAAGGUGCUAGUCAUUGGAGGUGGAGAUGGAGGCGUUGUGCGGGAAGUGCUCAAGCAUGACACUGUUGAAGAAGUCGUCCUUUGCGAUAUCGAUGAGGCCGUCGUCCGCGUCUCGAAACAGUUCCUCCCUCACAUGUCCUCCUUGCUUGCCUCCCCAAAAGUUACCGUUUUCAUCGGCGACGGCUUCAAAUUCCUGGCAGACAACGCCUCCACCUACGAUGUCAUCAUCACUGACUCUUCUGACCCUGUCGGCCCUGCUGCGUCGCUAUUCGAGAAGCCGUACUUCCAACUUUUGCACGAUGCCUUGACCCCUGGUGGCCAUAUCUCCACCCAGGCCGAAUGUCUCUGGCUCCACCUCCCGCUCAUCCAGGAGCUCAGAAAAACGACGCGCGAAAUUUUCCCCACUGCUGAGUACGCGUACACCACGAUUCCAACCUAUCCUUCUGGACAGAUUGGCUUCGUCGUCUGCUCAAAGGAGAAGGGCAGGGAUCUCAAGGCCCCUGUUCGUCAAGUCCCGAACACGCGCUACUAUAACUCAGCCGUCCACAUGGCGGCAUUCACUCUCCCUGAGUUUGGGCGCGCUUUGAUUGAAGAAGGCAAGAACAUCAUGCCGAAGUUUGGUCGCGCGGCUCGUGUGGAAGCGCAAUCCGGCAAACCUAAGAAGAAGGUCCUUCUACUUGGUAGCGGUUUUGUUGCUCGACCUUGCGCUGAGUAUGUCGUGCGCGACCCUUUGAAUGAGUUGACUGUUGCUUGCAGGACGCUCGAGAAGGCUCGUGCCUUGACGGAGGGGCUUCCUGGAACAUCUGCCGUUUCCUUAGACGUAAACUCAACGACUGACCUCGAGCGUGUAGUCGCAGACCACGAUCUUGUUAUCUCCCUCAUCCCCUACACGUACCACGCCGCCGUGAUCAAGGCAGCGAUCAAGGGCAAGACGCACGUCGUCACGACUAGCUACGUCUCGCCUGCGAUCCGGGAGCUUGACGAAGAGGCUAAGAAAGCUGGGAUUGUCGUAAUGAAUGAGAUCGGGCUCGACCCUGGGAUCGAUCACUUGUACGCUGUCAAGACGAUCGGUGAGGUUCAUGAAAAGGGUGGCAAGAUCAAGCAGUUCCUUUCGUACUGUGGCGGUCUCCCCGCGCCGGAAUGUGCUGACAAUCCCCUGGGAUAUAAGUUCUCUUGGUCUUCCCGAGGUGUGCUCCUUGCUCUGCUCAACUCGGCAUCCUUCCUCUCCGGCGGCGCGCAGCGCGAUGUUGAGGGCGGCAAGGACCUCAUGACUCUGUCCAAACCUUACUACAUCUCCCCUGCAUUUGCGUUCGUUGGAUAUCCCAACAGGAACUCUGUUCCUUUUAGAGAGUGGUACAACAUUCCGGAGGCGGAGACUGUUCUGCGCGGCACCCUCAGAUAUCAGGGUUUCCCGGAGUUCAUCGCAGCACUGGUUAAACUUGGCUGGUUGGAUGCUGAACCGAAGUCUUGGCUGGGCGAUAACACGAAGUUGAGCUGGGCCGAGGUGAUGCAAAAAACGAUCGGUGCCAACGAAGCGUCUGAAAGUUCGCUCGUUGCACACAUCAAGUCCAUCUGCAACUUCCCAGAUCAGUCGGAGAGUACGCGCAUCAUAUCUGGGUUACGUUGGAUCGGCCUUUUCUCUUCCAAACCUGUUGUGCCUCGCGCCAGCAACUUGCUCGAUACACUCUGUGCUCAGCUCGAGACUUUGAUGAAGUACGAGGAGGGCCAGCGUGACCUUGUCAUGCUGCAGCACAAGUUCGUCGUCGAGUGGAAGGAUGGGUCCGAGCAAAUCCUCACGUCGACCCUUGAGGCGUACGGUGCGCCAGGCGGUCACUCUGCCAUGGCACUCACCGUCGGUCUCCCGUGUGGCAUCGCCACGCAGCUCGUGCUGGACGGCGUUCUCAGCGCGCCAGGUGUCCAGGUGCCGUACACAAAGGAGAUUUGCGAUCCUAUUCGGGAGAUACUGGAAAAGGAGGGGCUUGGGCUCGUUGAGCGAGUGCUGUAAGAUGAAGACCAACAGAGUCAAAGGAGGGAAUCGAAGGUGAUGCAAGUGUAUCUGAGGCCUGUCAUGUGUGCAUUACUUAUAGUAUAGAUGUUCCUUUUUGCGCCCUUUG